AUGCUUAUUAAAGUGAAAACCCUUACAGGGAAAGAAAUUGAAGUGGAAUUACAAGAAACUGACUCUAUAUAUCAUAUCAAGGAAUUACUAGAACAAAAGGAAGGUAUUCCACCAUCACAACAGAGACUUAUUUUCCAAGGUAAACAAAUAAAUGAUGAAGAUACUGUUGGUGACGCCAAGUUAGUAGAUGGUAUGCAAUUGCAUCUUGUCUUGACCCUAAGAGGUGGUCAAUAG
Molecule: messenger RNA, 234 nt
Organism: Maudiozyma barnettii
Lineage: Eukaryota; Fungi; Ascomycota; Saccharomycetes; Saccharomycetales; Saccharomycetaceae
Gene: RUB1
Product: NEDD8 family protein RUB1
Exons: 2
Coding region: 1-234 (77 amino acids)
Biological process (GO): protein neddylation; regulation of proteolysis; modification-dependent protein catabolic process
Cellular component (GO): nucleus; cytoplasm
Molecular function (GO): protein tag activity; ubiquitin protein ligase binding
Source: RefSeq, a predicted model, not a curated record